Messenger RNA from Sipha flava (yellow sugarcane aphid), 2018 nucleotides. RefSeq names its product beta-galactosidase-like. The transcript has 11 exons. Gene Ontology annotation, molecular function: beta-galactosidase activity. Lineage: Eukaryota; Metazoa; Arthropoda; Insecta; Hemiptera; Aphididae. Gene Ontology annotation, cellular component: vacuole. The annotation marks the transcript as partial. Gene Ontology annotation, biological process: carbohydrate metabolic process. The record is from RefSeq and is a predicted model, not a curated record.
AAUGUGGAUAAAAAGUGGAAUAUACAUUUCUUCAAGAAGCACUAUGGAGUAGUUAUAGUUGGUAUACUGGUAGUUGGUGCUAUAUUUUAUCUUUUAUGCACUUUGAACGAGAAAGAAAAUCAAAAAGACAACGCUGAGACCAUAAAGAGCGGUGAAAGAAGAUUUUAUAUCGACUACGAAAACAAUGAGUUCAUCAAAGACGGCAAAGUAUUUCAAUACGUCUCAGGAUCAUUGCAUUACUUCCGAGUGCCCAGAUCAUAUUGGCGUGAUAGAAUUCGCAAAAUGAAAGCUGCGGGUCUGAAUACUGUUUCGACUUACAUUGAAUGGAGUUUUCACGAACCAUAUUCAGGUAUUUACGAUUUUGACGGGCAAGCUGACUUUGAGCAUUUUUUAACGAUAUUGAAAGAAGAAGAUAUGUUAGUACUUAUCAGACCCGGGCCGUUCAUUGCAUCCGAAAGAGAUUUCGGUGGUCUUCCAUAUUGGUUAUUAAAAGACCAUAAUAUACACCUGAGAUCUUCAGACUCAAACUAUACAAAGUAUGUAGAACGAUGGUUUUCUGUAUUAAUGCCAAAAAUAGUACCUUUUUUGUAUGGAAAUGGAGGUAACAUUAUCAUGGUACAAAUAGAAAACGAAUAUGGAGUCAAUGAUUUAGGAUAUUGCGAUAAAAAUUACAUAUUAUGGCUUAAGAAUUUGACAGAAUAUUAUUUUGGCGAUAACGCUGUCUUCUUCACCACUGAUCAAUGUGAACUGUCUGCAAUGCAAUGUGGCCAUAUACCAAAUGUACUCUCUACAGUCGAUUUCUUGCCAACGGCUAAUGUUACCGAGUGUUUCAAGAUUUUGAGACAGGUACAGAGGAAUGGGCCUUUAGUCUGUUCUGAGUUUUACACGGGUUCGGUGGCAUAUUGGAAUAUAUCACGAUCACCUGUAUAUUCAACAGACAUAAUAAAAGGAUUGAAAUAUUUUUUCUCAAUUAAUGCAUCGUUCAACUUACUCAUGUUCCACGGCGGAACCAAUUUUGGAUUAAAAACAGGAGCUAGUAGUACAAAUAAUAUAUUGGAUUUAGAGAGAGCGGGUUACUUGCCUCAAUUGACUUCGUAUGAUUUUACGGCUCCUCUUGACGAAGCAGGUGAUCCGACUGAAAAAUAUUUACAUAUUAAACAGACUCUUAAAGAAGCGAAUUACCCAACCACUUCGACGCCUAAACGGGCUCCAAAAGGAAAUUAUGGAACAGUGAAUUUAUCACCAGUGAUAAGUCUAUUAGAUCAAACUUCAAGACGGCUAAAACCUAUUAAAAACGAAAUACCAUUAAGCUUUGAAGAUAUGGAUUUAAAUUAUGGGCUAGUGUUAUACGAAACUAAUUUGCCUCCAGUCGAACGAUUAACCCACUUACCACUAGUCAUCGAGGUUCUUCAUGAUCGAGCGAUUAUUUUUUUAAACUAUACGAAAAUAGGAACUUUGAGCCGAUCCAAUGGAGAUACUAUGUUGGAAAUGCCUACAACUAACUGUAGUCAGAAACUAAGCAUUCUAGUUGAAAAUCAAGGCAGAAUUAAUAACCUCAAGUUUUUAAAAGAUAGAAAGGGAAUUUUGUCGAAUGUGACCCUUGGAAAUCAUACCCUAGGUCCAUGGGUUAUGUUUGGAUAUCCAUUGAAUGAUACAUCAUGGUUGGAAUCUCAAAUAUUGCAGCCUGGCGUGAGUGCACCUGCAUUUUACAGAGGAGUUUUCACUAUACCACAAAAUAAUAGUUACCCUGAACCUUUAGACACAUAUUUGGAUACAACUGGAUGGUCAAAAGGCAUUGCAUUCAUCAAUGGCAUACAAAUUGGAAGAUAUUGGCCAGAAGUCGGCCCACAAAUUACACUUUAUGUGCCAGCACCAUUUUUAGUUCCUGGAUUAAACACCAUUGUUAUGUUGGAACUCGAAAAACCAUCACAAGAUUUUACAGUUAAAUUAGUUAAUAAGCCUCGCUUGGAUUUUUAGUUUCAAUUUAUUAAAACUAAUUUAAUUUUACUACAAAGAAA